AUGGAUUCAGAUUCCGACGAUCGAUUUUCCGAUGAAAAUGAAAGUGGACCUAGUUCUCAUGAAUUUCAUGAUAGUAGUUCUGAUGAUAAUGAAUCAUUAAUUGACGAACUGGAUCAAUCUUCAAUUACAGAUUGGGAUUGGAAACCUGACAACUCAAACUUUGGUACCAAUUUCAACCAUUCUGAUGGACAUGCUCUUGCAGAUGAAUCAAUUCAAUCAAUAGAUUCCUUUUUCAAGUUUAUAUCUCAUGAUCUGAUCAAAUUAAUUGUCGAUCAGACGAACAUUUAUGGAAAGCAGCGUUAUGUUGCAAAAGGUGAAGAUGAAACAAACUGGAAACAAAUCGAUGAAAACCAAAUACAUGCAUUUCUCGGUAUUUUAUUGAUAAUGGGAUUCCAUAAGUUACCAAGGAUCGAAGAUUAUUGGAGUCAAGACAGAAAUAUGUUCACACCAGCCGUUGCUGAUACAAUGACAAGAAAUGAAUUUCAACGACUUCUUUCCAACAUUCAUCUAGCCGAUAAUUCGAAAAUGCCAUCGAAAAACUCUUCUAACUAUAACAAAUUGUAUAAACUAUUUUAUCUCCAUCGUUUUACUUUACAAGCUAAGAAAAAAAAGAUAUCAGCUACCGGUACAAUUCGAUCCAAUAGAAAAUACUUUCCAGUUGAACUGAAGAAAGAUGAAACAUUAGAAAGAGGGAAUUUCCGAUAUGUAUCAGCAAAUGGAGUUUCUGUAAUAAAAUGGAUGGAUAAGAAAGAAGUUCUAAUCGCAUCAAAUUAUAUUGAUCCUAAAGAAGCAAGUGAAGUUACUCGACGGCAUAAAGAUGGUAGUAAAAAGCAAAUUUCUUGUCCGUUAGCAAUCAGUGNACGAUGGAACAGUAGAAAGCGGGAAUUUCCGGUAUGUAUCAGCAAAUGGAGUUUCUGUAAUAAAAUGGAUGGAUAA
Messenger RNA from Adineta ricciae, 936 nucleotides. Lineage: Eukaryota; Metazoa; Rotifera; Eurotatoria; Adinetida; Adinetidae. The record is from the annotation of a GenBank genome assembly.